This is a messenger RNA of Mucor velutinosus, 2367 nucleotides long. It is a transcript of the gene PPM1, whose product is annotated as carboxy methyl transferase for protein phosphatase 2A. Gene Ontology annotation, biological process: intracellular sterol transport. Gene Ontology annotation, molecular function: sterol transfer activity; sterol binding. NCBI's taxonomy places the organism in Eukaryota, Fungi, Mucoromycota, Mucoromycetes, Mucorales, Mucoraceae. Gene Ontology annotation, cellular component: endoplasmic reticulum membrane; cortical endoplasmic reticulum; mitochondrion. Bases 1 to 2367 code for a protein of 788 amino acids. The record is from RefSeq and is a predicted model, not a curated record. The transcript is spliced from 7 exons.
AUGCCCUUGAAAGCGAAACCUGCAUCUUCUUCUUCUUCUUUUGCCUCCAUCUCUGGUUCAUCCACUACGACCAUCAUCAAUACCUCGCCUCGCACUGAAAAGUCCUUUCUCAAACGUAGAUUUUCGGCGCAGAAAAUGUUAGCCAAAGCUAAAGAUACCACCAAAUCUCUUGUCCAUGAGGUGCUGGACAAACGCAGCAGUUUAGAGUCAAAGCGCUCAGCGCAUGAGGAUGACCAAAUACCAAACAACAACCCAUCAUCCAAUUCAUUGGUAUCUCAAAAGAGGGCAAGUGCAAAGGAAGACAACGAAACUGACAGUGAUGCGACAUCCAGCAGCCAUAAGAAAUCAAUGCUACGUACAUUGUCAUCUCGACCCAAACACUACAGCCUUCCCAUUAAGCGACCCUUUGUCAUCAAAAGAAACACAUCGACCAGAAGCCUAGAAUCGCUAACUUCCAAUUCAAUGGCAACAGACACAACGGUAUCCUCCUUGGUAGUAGCAACGACUGAUAAUGCGGAUCCCGAAUCCAUGAACCCAGCGGCAGCGGCAGAGGCAGAUAUCCUUAAUGGACAGGAAAGGCCCGGUAGUUUUGCCACUGCUUGUGAUUUCCGAUUGGCGAACGAUAAACGAAACGAGGAAUUUCACGCGCUAUUCAAGAGUGUACCAGAAAAGGACAUGCUUAUUCAAGACUACAAAUGUGCGCUUCAAAAGGAGAUUUUGCUGCAGGGACAUCUCUACGUCUCUGAAAACCAUGUCUGCUUUAAAUCAAACAUCUUUGGAUGGGUCACCAAUCUUGUGAUCAAUCUUACUGAAAUCACUCGAGUGGAAAAGCGAAUGACAGCCAAAAUCAUUCCAAAUGGCAUUCUUAUUGCUACUAAUACUUCUACACACAUUUUUGCCUCUUUUCUAUCGCGUGAUCAAGCAUAUGAUCAAAUCAUCAAACUCUGGGACCUCAAAAAGAGGGUAUCGUCCGUGAUAUUACCUGCCGAUUCACCUCUAAAUCGAUCCAACUCUUACGACGACGAUGAAGAAGAGACGGACGAUGAGGGCAGCGUGCCUUCCAUGGAUUCAGCCAUCAUACUCCAUACACCUCCCCUAUUGAUUACUGACCAUGAUUCCGUCUUGCAUCAUGAAGAUUUCGCAAGUGAUACCCUCACCAGCAGCAAACCAUCUUCUUCUCCUUCUCCUCCACCUCCUGUAUCCAGUAGCACAACAGCCGUGAAUUCAUCGUCAGCCAUUUCAGCCGAGGAACCUGCAUCUACUACUGGCAUGACAAACAAUGGGUCUGCAAUUACCAGUAUGAACAAAUCUCUCUAUACCAAUACCCUCAAACAGCAAUCUCGUCCACGAUCUGCUUCUGACACGUAUACGGGUCGAGAACGACGUAAUGUUACCAUUGAGCCCAAACUGGAGUCUGGUCCCAAGCGUGAAAUUCGUCAAGACGAUGCAUUGACGCCUAUCAAAAAGACAAGAGUGUGUCCAUGUACAGUGAAAGGCGAGCAGUACUUUCACAUUGCCCUGAACGAAACGUACAAAGGCACUGUGGAAGCAGUAUUUAAAUUACUAUUUGAUAGUGAAUUUAUCAAGGACUUUUUGGAAAAGUAUGAAAACUUUGAAGAUGUGCAGCUUGGUCAUUGGAAGCAUGGCGUUCGCGAGGUUACCGGCAAACGCAAAAUCAAAAGUGCCACAAUGGGCACGAAAAUCGUGAAAACUGUAUUUCAGGAAAAACGAAUCCACCGUAAAUACCCCUACUAUUGCUGUGUCACUGCCAGAAAGUCAAUGCCAGACAUGCCAAUGGGCGCUGUAUACUCUAUCCAGUCUCGCACAUGUAUCACCCGAGUCAACAAGGAGAAGGUGCACGUUUUGGUUACCUUCCAGGUGGUAUUUUCGAAAAGUGGAUUAGUGAGCUCCAUCAUUGAAAAGAACGCUGCUGAUGAUCAACUCAGACUGUAUACACAUCUCAACUCCAUCUUGAACAAGCCUGAUUUAAUACGUGAGAUUGUCAAGGAUGAACACAUUCUGGAAGCAUUGCAAAUGAUCGAGCCAAAGCCGAAAACGAAGAAUGACACACCAAAUGCAUUGCGGAAACAAUCUGCAUUGAAUCGAAUCUGCUCUCCUAAACUCAAGGACUUUAUCUACAUUGGCUUCUUUUUGGUUGUAUUGACACACUGUGUGCUGGCUUUACGAUUGCAUCGUAUCACACAUCGUUUGGAACAAGUUCAGCGCAAUAGCAAGCCACUCAAACCACAAAGUGACUCAAAAUGGCUCAAUUACAAAAUGAACAAUGUGCAUCACAGACUCGACCAGUUGAAAGGAGAAGUGCAAGACUUUGAUCAGCGCAUAUUGAAACUAAAACCUACUGUCUAA